This is a messenger RNA of Parascedosporium putredinis, 1869 nucleotides long. The record is from the annotation of a GenBank genome assembly. NCBI's taxonomy places the organism in Eukaryota, Fungi, Ascomycota, Sordariomycetes, Microascales, Microascaceae.
AUGGCGGCCUCCGUCCCGAAAAAGCGGAAGCUUUCCAUAAGAGAGGCGGGCAAGUCCACCGUCUCCGCCGAGACGCUGCAAAAGGAUUUCUACAACAGUGCCUCGACCUGGAAUCUCGAAGAGAAUUACCAAAAGAGACAGGCGAAGAAGCAAAAGAGCCAGCCCAAAGAAAGCACGAGACUACCCAUCAAGACCGCCGACGGACGGAUAGAACAAGUCGAGUACGAGGACGAGCAGGCUGCCGACAGCGAGGAAGACUGGCUGGAAGAAAAGGAGGAGAGGCCGGAGCGCCCCGCGAAGAAGAAGCCGGAAAAGUCCGAGACCGAACAGAUCAUCGAGGCGCAGGAAGAGCUGGCCAAGAUCGCCAACACGCUGAAUCAGGAUCCCGAGGAGAAUGCCGGCGCCUUUCGAGCGCUAGCCAAGAUUGGAGAGUCUGAUAUUCUUGCGAUACGGAAAUUGGCUCUCAUCACGCAGAUGACCGUGUACAAGGACGUCAUUCCAGGCUACAGGAUACGUCCGGCCGCCGAGGCCGUGGUGGAAGAGAAGCUUACAAAGGAUGUGCGGCGCAUGCGGUCGUACGAGCAGUCUCUGCUCGCAGGCUAUCAGGCCUACGUCCGCAACAUCAGCCAGCUGGCGAGAUCGCGGCCUUCGUGGAAAGACAAGGGCCAGACUCUGCCCAGUAUCGCGACGACGUGCGCCUGCAGCCUGUUGAACAGCGUUCCCCACUUCAACUUUCGCAGCGACCUGAUCAAGAUUCUAGUGGCUAAGCUGAGCAGGCGGAGGGUCGACGGCGACUUCAUCAAGUGCCAAAAGGCUAUAGAGAAGCUCUUUGACGAAGACGAGGAUGGCGGUCCUUCCCACGACGUUGUCUCCACGCUGUCGAGGAUGAUGAAGGCCAGGGACUACGACGUCGACGAGAGGGUGGUCAACGUCUUCCUCCACCUACGUCUCCUGUCCGAGUUCUCCGGCAAGGCUUCCUUGAACUCGGUGGAGGAUGAGGAUGGAGCAAAAGCCCUCGAGAGGGAUGCAGCACAGACGGACGCCCUCGUCCACCACGAAGAGCGCGAGCGUCUGCAAUCCGAGGCCCUGAAGCUCGUCUUCGCGACCUACUUCCGCAUCCUCAAGCUCCGCGCCCCGCACCUCAUGGGCGCCGUGCUCGAAGGUCUCGCCAAGUACGCUCACCUCAUCAACCAAGACUUUUUCGGUGAUCUCCUCGAGGCUCUUAAGGACCUCAUCCGCUACGCUGACGCCGAUGAGGCGGCUAUCGGUAACGAAGAUGAUGAAGGGGACGCGGCGAAGGAGGACGAGGAGGACGAGGAUGAGGAGAAUAUCCGCAACGCCAGCCGCGAGGCCCUCCUCUGCACCAUUACGGCCUUUGCCCUCCUCGCUGGACAGGGCGCUCACAACUCGCGCACGGCACUCCACCUUGAUCUCUCCUUCUUCAACAACCACCUCUACAGGUCGCUCCACGCCCUCUCCACCAACCCCGACCUCGAGCUCACCUCUAGGACUCACCUCCCCGAUCCUUCCAAGCCCGUCCCGCCCCCGUCCACCGGCAACAAGGUCAACCUCCAGACCACGACCGUCCUCCUCCAGCUCAUGACCGCCGCCCUGCACCUGCCCGAGAAGUCGUGUCGGGCCAUCCUCGCUCUCCUCUCCGACGUCGCCGACACGCACGGGAAGAAGGUCUCGGGGCUCUGGAACACGGAGCACAGGAUCGGCAACGGCACCUUUAAUGCCCUCGCCGACAACUUUGAGAGCUCGAAUCCUUUUGCUGCGACGGUCUGGGAAGGGGAGAUUUUGAGGAAGCAUUUUUCGCCCAUGGUGAGGGAAGGGGUCAAGUUGCUGGAGAAGGGCAUGUCCAAGUAG